Messenger RNA from Euleptes europaea (tarantolino), 3090 nucleotides. RefSeq names its product intercellular adhesion molecule 5-like. Gene Ontology annotation, biological process: cell-cell adhesion. The transcript is spliced from 12 exons. Gene Ontology annotation, molecular function: integrin binding. Gene Ontology annotation, cellular component: membrane. The coding region runs from base 1 to 3090 and encodes 1029 amino acids. Lineage: Eukaryota; Metazoa; Chordata; Lepidosauria; Squamata; Sphaerodactylidae. The record is from RefSeq and is a predicted model, not a curated record.
AUGUGCCUGGAGCGUUCCAGGAGGAAAGAAGGCAACCCUCCCUGCGACGGCAGCUCUUCAGGACACCUGCCGCGAAGCAUCGGGGCCGACCGCAGCUGGGAGCGGGAUGCAGGAAUGGAUGGACCACUCCGCGGAUGGCACCAGGCCGAGCCUCUGCUCCUUCUCUGGAUCGAAACCUGCUGUUUUUCAGGGACCCCUUUGGGCAAAAUCCUUUUUUUUUUUUUUAAUGUGGCUCUGUUAUUAACAGGAGCGGAACAGCACGCGUUCGAUGUGAGCGUUUGGCCCGAAAACCCCGUGGUGGAGCACAGAGGAUCUCUCUGGCUGAACUGUAGUACCAGCUGCCGGGAAGCCGAUGCCAGGGGCGGCUUGGAGACGUCGCUUAUCUGGGAGAGGAGAGACAAUGGGAGCAACUGGGCAUCUUUCCAGCUGGCUAACAUCACGGAGUGGGCGUCCGCCCCGGAGUGCUUCUUCAUCUGUGACGGAGAGCGUAAAGCGACGUCCGCAAACAUCACGGUGUAUCGGCUUCCAGAGCUUGUCGAGUUGGAUCCGGUGCCAGCAAUGGAGGUGGGGGAAAACUAUACCUUCACCUGCCGGGUUUCCAGCAUUGCCCCCAUCCGGAACCUGUCCGUGACCUUCCUCCAAGGGGGGAAGAAACUGCACACGUGGACAUUUGAGAAGCACGCUGAGCAUGAAGCUGGCGAUGUUGUGGUGAACCACGCUGUAACUGCUCGACGGACCGACCAUGGGGAGGAAAUCAGCUGCAGUGCGGCCCUGGAUCUGAGACCAGAAGGGCCUCUCUUCGAAAAGGCCUCCCUCAACCAAUUGUUGAAGACUGUCGCUUUCCCGACGGGUCCCCGGCUCCAAAUCCCACCCUACGUAGAGGCCGACGACGACAUGGCUGUGACAUGUGAUGUGGUCGGGGUUUUCCCAGCCAACCAGGCUGAGUUUGACCUCACCUUCAUGGGGACGGGACUGAACGUCAACGUCACAGUGUCGGGGGACACAGCCAGGGCCCAAGCACAGGUGUCCCUCUCAAAUAUCGGAGAAGAGAAAUUGAACUGCACCGUGUCCCUGGGACCAAUGGUCAAAUCAGCAGUGGGAUCAGUGAACGUUUACAGUUUCCCAGAGCCCUCCUUGGAAAUCCGCCCAUCUCAGGUUCUUGCAAAUAAUCCUGUGGCUGUCACAUGCGACUCCCCAGCUACCCAGCCACCAAAUGUUUCUCUUCUGAUUAAAAAUUAUUUGGGGAGAAUCCUGGCAUCUGGCGACCAUCUCCCUCUGCAGCUCCACCUGACAGCUCAGGAGGAAGACGACGGGAUGGAAUUUGUGUGCGAGGCAGAGCUGGCCGUUGGUGGAAACACAGUCACAAAGCGCGCGUCUGCCAAUCUUACCGUCUUCUAUGUGCCCAAAAUGGAUGAGUCCACCUGCCCUGGCAACCGCACGUGGGUCGAGGGGACACGGCAGAGGCUCCGCUGCACAGCUAAGGGGAACCCCGAGCCGUCUGUGGCUUGCAUGAAAGACGGCGUCGCUCAGGCCGUGGACGAGGAGGAGGAAGUGGCUCGGACCCACGGAGGCCUCUACAAUUGCACAGCCACGAGCGGGCUCGGCACCACCAGCAGAACGGUUGUCGUCCACGUGGAAUACGGGCCUCAGCUGGAUGAAUCUCGCUGCCCAAGCAGCCAAAUCUGGGUGGAAGGUAGACUGCAGCAGCUCAACUGCCAAGCUGAUGGGAUGCCCGUCCCCGAGGUCUCCUGCACAAAAGACGGCGAGGUCUACGACACCGGGAAACUGCAGAACAUCACUCAAAGCCAUGCUGGAGUCUACCACUGCAACGCCACCAAUGCGCAUGGAUCGAGGGGCAAGAUUGUCACUGUCAAGGUUGAGUAUGGGCCUGCAAUGGACGAUUCCAGCUGCCCCGAUAAUUGGACGUGGAGGGGAGGGACUGAGCAAGCCCUCGUCUGCUCUGCAAAGGGCAGCCCAGAACCAGUGGUGGAGUGUGCGAAAGACGGCGCGGCUUUCCACCUCGGGGUUCUCCAGCACAUCACCAAAGAACACGCCGGCACGUAUCGCUGCACGGCCACAAAUGUACAUGGCUCUGUUGCCAGGGAUGUGACCAUCCAUGUGGAAUAUGAGCCAGAAAUGGACGAAUCCAACUGUCCAAGUAACUGGACCUUGGUGGAAGGGGCACUGCCCGCCUUUGCCUGCAAAGCCGAAGGGGUACCGCCACCCACGGUGAUCUGUACCAAGGACGGUGUCUCGUACCCCCUUAGCCAAGGAGAGGGGAUCCCUGCCGACAGUGGGAUCUUCUGGUGCAAUGCUACCAACCGUCAUGGGACAGCGGCCAAGUCGGUCACAGUGGUGGUGGAAACCAAGCCUAAGAUGGAGGAGUCCCGUUGCCCCAGCAACCAGACCUGGCUGGAAGGGACCCUGCGGUCCGUGGCCUGCGAAGCCGAUGGGACCCCCACCCCGCUGGUCCUUUGCUUCAAGGAGGGAGCCACCGAGGAGUUCCACCAGGAGCAGAACAUCAGUAGGAACGACUCGGGGGUCUACCAGUGUGAAGCCACGAAUGGCCACGGGACGGACAGGUGGACGGUGACGGUGCAGGUGGAAUACAGGCCUACCAUCUCCCUUCUGGCCGUCAGUGCUUCUUUGCCCAUCAGAAGGGGAACCAGCUUCAACGUCACCUGCCAGGCUGAUGGGUCCCCCCCUGCCGUUUACACCUGGAGGGUGCCUCCGGCCUCCAACCUCAACUACGCCGGCUCCAACAACGUGGUGACCAUCACCGGGGCGGGCGGACAGAACAGCGGUGUCUAUGAGUGUACGGCCAGCAACAAACACGGGCAGCACCUGAGCCAGGUGGAAAUCCAGGUGAAAGAUCAUUGGCUAUAUAUCAUUGUCGUCGUUGCCAUCGCCAGUGCCGCCAUGUUGGUCCUGGGCGGAAUGGCCGGGGUGAUCUACUACCUCAAGUCCACGGCCUGCAAGAAAGGCGAGUACAACGUCCGGGACGCAGAGAAUUCGACCGAAGCCACCUGCUUAAACCGCGAGAGGGCCUGCGAUGGAGACAUCUACGGCAUACAGCUUACGAGGACCUGA